AUGGCGUCAAUCGCUUCGUCUUACAUGAAUGGCCUGCUGCCUCGAAUCCAUGUCAUCGGCCUCGGCAGCAUCGGCACAUUCACCGCACACUCCAUCUCAGAGAUCUCCUCCGGACCACCGGUGACCCUCCUGUUACACCGAAAAUCCCUCCGAGACGAAUACCGCUCAGCCGGCAACCAAAUUCGAUUCGAGUCGAGAGAUGGGAAAAAGCGCACUUCCCUCGAAUAUGACCUCGAAACGCUCUACGACGGCCAAUGGCACAGCAGUCCGCACGAUAGUCAAAACGACAAUAAUCCAAAAGUCGUCCGAGACACUAUCUCCAACCUCAUUGUCUGUGUAAAGACGACCCAGACAGUCUCGGCCCUCCGACCCCUCGCGCACCGCCUGAAUCGCGACUCGAACAUCCUCUUCCUUCAAAAUGGCGCCGGAAUGAUCGACGAAAUCAACGGCAAAAUCUUCUCGGAUCCCGCCUCUCGACCAAGCUUCCUCAUCGGAGUCAUUUCCCACGGCGUCACUCUAAACGGCCCCUUUGAUAUCACACACACCGGAUUCUCCGCAACCUCUAUCGGAGCCGUUCCUCGCGAUUCGGGAUCGUCUGCUAUUCCCGACUCGCAAUCAUCGUUCCUCCGAGACGUCCUCCCUCGCUCUGCGACAUUGAACGCUGCCUCCUAUUCCUACAAAGACAUCCUCCAAAUCCAACUUGAAAAACUGGCAGUAAACGCAUUCUGUAACCCCGUCUGUGCACUGAAUGAUUCCAUGAACGAGUUCCUCUUCUCCGUCCCACAUAUAAGGAGGUCUAUACUGGAGGAAAUCUCCCAGGUUGUUCUUGCCCUGCCGGAGCUGAAGGGCGUGCCGGGUCUUGAGGAGAGGUUUUCAGUGCAACGGCUGGAAGACACUGUGAACAUGAUUAUUGAGAAAACGGCUAAGACGACUUGCUCGAUGGUCUGGGAUCUCAGGGCUGGGAGGGAGACGGAGAUUAAUUUUAUUAAUGGGUCUUGGAGUCGGAUGGGGAGGAAGGUUGGUGUUGAGACGCCGGUCAAUGAUGAUCUUGUGAGGCGGAUUCUGGACAGGAGUUUGAGAAAGUAG
Molecule: messenger RNA, 1086 nt
Organism: Penicillium argentinense
Lineage: Eukaryota; Fungi; Ascomycota; Eurotiomycetes; Eurotiales; Aspergillaceae
Product: ketopantoate reductase family protein
Exons: 1
Coding region: 1-1086 (361 amino acids)
Biological process (GO): pantothenate biosynthetic process
Cellular component (GO): cytoplasm; mitochondrion
Molecular function (GO): 2-dehydropantoate 2-reductase activity; NADP binding
Source: RefSeq, a predicted model, not a curated record